AUGGUCGAAAGUGGUGUCCCCCAGGGUUCAGUACUGGGACCCAUUUUGUUCCUUAUCUACGUGGACGAUGCCGCAAGAGAUUUGGACUGUGAAGUAGCAAUGUUUGCGGACGACAUGAAGAUAUGGAGUGUAAUUCGUGGUCCUGCCGAUGAAGACAGACUGCAGAUGAACCUGAAUCGGUUGGAGGAGUGGUCAAACCGUUGGCUCCUGCGGUUCAACGUUGCCAAAUGUAGCAUACUUCGCCUAGGCAACACAGCCAGAUCCGCCAGCACAAGAGGCUACUUUCUUGGCGGUCCAGCCCUACAAGAGGCCAAAGCCCAAAAGGACCUCGGUGUGCUUACCACGAGUUCCCUAAAACCAUCCGCCCACUGUUCGAGGGUGGCAAAAAGCGCAAUGUCCGUACUGUACGCCAUCAAGCGUGCGUUUAUGGACUUUGACGAAGAAGCUUUCUCUAAGACAUUCGGAACAUUCGUCCGGCCGCAUUUAGAGUACGGCAUACAAGCUUGGAGGCCGUGGGCUGUUGUGGAUCAAAACUGCCUCGAAAGAGUCCAGAGGAGAGCCACGAAGAUGGUUAGGGGUCAAAGCUCCUUUCCUUAUGCAACCCGCCUAGUAAAUCUGAACCUCUUUCCUUUGAGUUACAGGCAACUUCGCGGAGAUCUCUUGCAAGCCUUCCGCAUUGUAAAGGGGUUGGAUUGCAGUCUGGCCUUCGAGGACUUUUUUGAAUUUGCUACCACGACCAACCUCCGAGGUCACCCGUUAAAACUGCGUACACAGCAGGCACGGCUGGAUGUGCGGAAGUUCUCCUACUCGGUUCGGGUGGUCAAACCAUGGAAUGAGCUUCCCGCAGAUGUUGUGAUGUCACCAUCUAUACAAAUUUUUAAGAAGAAUCUGGACAUAUUUAUGUUCCGAAAUGACCAAGAGCGAUGAGAAGUCGAGCUCACCCCCUGUAACUCCUUCUAAUUUUGUCCCACCAUUAUGGGCGUGUUCGAACUAUUUCAGCCAAGAACAUCUAUCUGUACACCACCAAUUUUUUACGUUGCAAAUAGGGUACUCAAAGGCUUACGCCUAUUUCCCUCAAUAAACUGAACUGAACUGAACUGAACCAGGCUCUCCACACAAGGCCCGAGUCGGUCCGAACAAGGCCAACAGGACGGAUGAAAAAAAUCCCACGGGAUCGACGGCCGAAGCUCGCGGCGAAAAAAGAUGGCGCCGACCGAAAGUUACGUGACCGGUGUGGCAUACUGUCUCACGGACGUACGCGGGAGGACGAAAACACCACGUCCAAGCAACAACGAUCAAUCACUCCAUGCGUACGGACUGGCAAAGUGGUUGUUCCGGCGUCUCAAGUUCCUUGCAGUGGAGUAAGACACCACGGUCUCUUCGGUGGCACAAUUCCUGGGGAAAAUUAAAAUGGUGAACCCCCAUACAAAUGAGGUCAUGGUAUCAUUUGAUUUCACGUCCCUUUUUACUUCUAUUCCUUAGGAUCUGACGAUCGAGACAGUCAGCUACAAACGCAGUUGUUCAAGAGCGCUCUAUAAGCGUGUCGAAACGCACUGCAGUGAACCGGAAGACAAGACUGCUGAACUAUAACACAUUCGCCAGUUCCUCAAAGACAGCGACUACACCCCUAACUGCGUCAAACGGUGCAUACACAAAAGGGACGAAAGGCCAAACCUCCUGGACCCCAAAUUUUGGCGAGCGCUUCCGUAUGUCAAGAACGCUUCGGAGGCUGUAGGCCGCAUUCUCGCACCACUUGGGUUUGGAGUUGCACAAAGACCGGAAGCAACCGUCAGGCGUCAGGUAAUGAGACCGAAAGACCCGCUGCCACGGCAAGAAACAUUUGGGGUCCUUUAUCGGAUCUGGUGCAGAUGCGGACAAAGAAACUACGUCAGAGAAACCGGAUGACGGCUCUGAAUGCGAAUGGCCGAGCACGCUGCAGCGGUGCAGAAAAAUGAUGCCAGCUCUCAAGUUGCGGCUCAUUCGACGAGAUCCAGCCACACAUUCAAAUUCGAUGAGGCCGAAAUUCUCGUAAGAGGUGACAACGGCGUGAGCCGGGAGCUACUUGAAUCAUGGUUUACUGGCCCCCGGUCUAUUAACAAGUGCAAUGAUCUUCCUCUUCCAUACUCGGUGCUGAGACUUCGUUUAGGCGGAGUAAUAAGCCACGCGGACAGAGCACAGGUGGACACUGUUCCCCAUGCCAGGAUCGGUGGGUCAGGUAGUCGCGUAAUUAUCACACCCACACCCAACGCACGUAGUGAAAUUGCGGCAAUUAACGAAGCAAAUGUCGACCAUGUAGAAUGAGAACAGUCCGUCACCCUCCCUCUCCCCACCCCCUACAGCCCCUGUGUGCAUACGGACGGUGACAACAAAAGUUGAUACACCACUCCCUCAUCCGGUGACAAGACGCUCUAGGACUCCCGCCCCGUCCCUUCCUCCCUGCCACCCUGACUGCAUAUGUAAAAACCCGUCUUAAAAUGACUGUCAACCACAAUUUCUAACCUCGCCCCGUCAAUAUAGUACUGGUGUUUGGGAGAGGCAUUGCGGCCGGUGUUCAGGUGCAAAACCACGCAUUUGGACACGUUAAACUUCAAAAGCCAUCUGUUCGACCAAGCACACAGUUUGUUGAUGUUCGACUACAACUUCUCUGCGUCAUCAUUGCACUUGACUUCACUCCAUAUUUUUAUGUCCUCCGCGAACUUGAGAGUCUCGCAAUUCACUUCGCUGAUGCAGUCAUUAACUUAAAUCAGGAAGAGUACUGGGCAUAAGACAGAAUCCUGUGGGACACCACUUUCUACCUUUACCCAUUCCGAGGCAGAAUUACUAACGACGACUCUUUGUAGUCUGGAGGACAGAAAACUCCUGAUCCACUUAAACAUUCUUCCUUGAAUUCCUACAUCCCAAAUCUUCUGUAAAAGAAGCCUGUGUGGGACACUGUCAAAGGCAUUCUUGAAGUCAAAAAUAUGACAUCUACUGGAAAACCCUUAUCGGUAGCUCGUGUCCAUUUCUCGUGCGAGUAAAGAACACUCAUUAGGCAGGAGCGCCCUGGACGAAAGCCGUGUUGGGCAUCACACAAUAUUUUGUUCUGUUCCAGGUAUUUCAUCAAGUGUCUUUUGAUAAUACGUUCCAUUAUUUUACACGCGAUGCAAGUAAGACUGACAGGACGAUAAUUUCCACAGUCAAGUCUUGAGUCUCCUUUAUGGAUCGGAGUAAUGAGUGCGCACUUCCAUUCUUCCGGUAGCUCGCCGUCUUCAAAUGACUUUUGAAAUAUUGCGGAUAAGGGUUUGCACAGUUCAUUAGCAAGUUCACGAAGUGCUAGGGCGGGAAUUCUAUCUGGGCCAGGCGAUUUGGCAGGUUUCAGCCGGAGUAACUCGGCCCUAACUAUGGUAGAUGAAAAGAGUGGUUCCUCGGUUAAGGAGGGUAGGGAGGGGAUAGGAGGGGAAAAGGUACUGGGAGGAGAGGUUGGUUGGCGAAUGGAUGGAUGGGCAAAUAUAGAAUUAGGUUCUCGGGUGAAGACGGACUGAAAGAAGUCGGAAAGGAGGGACGCUUUAACCUGGUCAUCAAUCUCCACUUUUCCAUCUGCAGACCUAAGGGCAGGGAUCAGCUCCUGAGUCCUUUUAGUACUUCGUAUAUAACCAUAUAGAAUUUUCGGAUGCUCCAACGAAUUUCGGAGUAUGUUCAAUUCAAACUUCUUUCGCAGCUUUGAGGCCUCACUUUUACAGACGUUUCGCUGCCGCUUAUAUUCCUGUAAGUGUUCUUUGGAGCCAGUUAAUCUGUAACGCCUCCACAGACGAUUCUUGUUUCUGAAAAAGGCCUUCAAGCCCGGGUUUAUCCAUUUUGGGCGGUUUGUGAUUGUCUUCCUUCUGAGAGGACAAUUUGAAUAAACAAUCUCUUUCAGUAAGGAACUGAAAGUAUUCCAGUUGUCGUUUGCUCGACCAUGCAGUUCAGUCUCCCAUGAUAUAGCUGCCGCUUCCCUCCUCAUGAGAGAAUAGUCCCCUUUUCAAAUGUUUCUCUCCCACCUAUCGGGUUGGACGGGUUUGGAAAAUAGUGAGUACUCGAAGUAGAGCGUGAUGUGGUCGCUUGACCAUAAUAGCUGUCGGUCCUGCAGGUCUAACACAUUUUCCUCCUCUCGGGUAAAAAUAAGAUCAAGGCAGUUCGACUGCUGUCCUUCCCUGACCCGUGUUCCAAAGGUAACAUUCUGGCAGAUAAGUUUGUACAUUGCCCAUUGUAGUAGUUUUUGAUUAAAGCUGUCUUGUGUCCCUUGUGCAGUCCACGUUAGCCAAUCAAUGCCAGAAGCGUUAAAAUCCCCAACAAUAAGGACAUCUUUCUUCUCGCUAGUUUGGUACAGUUCGGAUAUGAGCAUGAGAUCUUGGUCAGAAGUAUGGUUAGGUGAACGGUACACCACCGAAAGCGUCAAUGAUCGGACAUUCUUAGUAGAUAUGGUAACGCUUAGCAGUUCCACAUCCCGUACCGGUCUAUAUACAUCAGCCAUAGCGCUUAGCUUGCAAGUGACAUAAAUUAUGACUCCUCCUCCUCGGCUUAGUCUAUCUCUCCUGAAUUGCUGAUAUCCUCUAAGUGAUAUUUCUGAAUUUGCGAUAUCUUCAGUAAGCCACGUUUCUGUGAAUGCCAUAAUGUCUGGCUUAGUUUCAUCAACUAAGUCUCUUAGUUCGUCUAGUUUGUUGAAGGGGCUUUGCACAUUUGCGGAUAUAACCUUCAAUGACUGAUUCGUUGAAGAGGCCCGGCCUUCAUUGUGACGGGUUCUGACCAUAGGAAAGACCCCUUUGUUUGGACUAUUUGUCCAUUUUUGAUCUUCAGCCCUUUCUCUCCUCUGCCAAUUCUCUCCUUCAGUUCUGAUCUCAGUAAAUGAGAUGGUACCGACAAAAACAAGGGAGACCGGAAUGGCCAUUUCUGGGUUAUUACCCGUCAUCACCCACUCAUAAUCAGCCCGUGGUGUGAUACACCUAGCUUUAUAUGGAUUAAAUGUCCUCACCUGCCAUUCGACGGGAUAUAUACGGUCUCUUUUAUUCUUCAUAUUUUGCCUUAACCUGUUCGGAGGAGGUGUAACAUACGCAAAUUUUUCACAAAAAGACCAAAAAUAGCCCAACAACAGCAUGCAUGCUCGACCUUAUGUAUUUUGAGAAUAUCUGGUUAAGGCUUUCGCCCAGAGCAACGUCAAGAAUACUGGGUAAUUUCCCGAAGCUGGUAUGGGGUCAUUUCGAAGCGCUUAAGUCCUUGGUUAAUUCACUUAUUCCAAAUACACCGUUUUUAAUUCACCCUUGCACUUGUCACCUCAUCUUUCCGGUGGCUGCUCUCGCUUUGUCAAAUUAGAACGUGCUAAGUACGGACAUCAGACUGAAGAACCGUCGUUUCCACUUUAAAUUUCUUAGAUAACUUGCAUAUUUUUUCAAAAAACCAAAAGUUACAUCGAAUAUUUGGCACACAAACGCUGGAGUUUCUGGCAGUUUUUUAAAGUAAAGUUAAAUCUCAUAUUCGUGAACGACCCAUAUAAACAACCAUUUAGCGCGAUCCUCGAUUUCGUGGUUUACCAUGUCUGUCGCCGCUUCCUCUGUACUGCUGGCGCACGAAUUAUGGAAAGAAGCAGAGUGAGGGUCACUUUUCGAGCGGGCUAUAACCGUAAGAAUAUGUAAAAUAUUUUUGGGUGCUAUUUGCGACUGCCGAGGGCAGCAUCUUUUGUGCAGCCUUUGCUCUGACUGAUUGAUGAGUAGUAUACUGUUCAAUUUUUAGAAACGGCGUUCAAGUCACCACACCAGUCAUUCUCACCGAGGGUCUUAUCGAGUUUGCGGUGGCGCAAUUGUGCUCCACCUGACGGUAGGCCUCUACCAGACUGGCGUCUUCAUUACCGACCAACAGGAUUACCGUUUCCGUCUGGCCAGUUUUUUGAAAGCCCAGGUUUUUCGAGUCUACCGUUCCAGCCCACAGGACAAAAGCUUCGUCGUCCUGUGAACAGCCAACUGCACAAGAUUCGCCCUGGAUUUGUUCGAUUCCCAUACUUACGUUCUAAAAAACGAAGAAGAAGUUUCAAAACCCCUCCGAAGCAGACGCUGAAUCCAAAUGAUCCUCUUAAUCUGCAAGACCUGAUGAACGAAACUGACCGUCGGAGAACUGAGGGCCUAUCACCCCUUCGUGGUGAUUCUCGCUAUAGCACACCUGCCCUGAGUAUCAGCGGCGAACUAAGCAACGCCAGCCCAGCUGUUGGCGCUGCUCUGACCGCAAGCCUUACCCAAAUGGUUAUUGAACGAACUAGAGGCAAGAAUCUAUCUUGCAGGGGACGCGGUCAUCCGCGACAUUUUCGCCGCGGCCGCUGGCAAAACAGGCGAUUGCCUGUAAGUGGUAACUAUCCCGAUUAUUACUCCCGUCGGGAUCCGGAGGAUCGCAUAAAGUUUCUCAUGCCUGAGUGGUUUUCUAAUGGCGAUAUAGCCGAUUACGGUUGUCAUAACGGAACCCUUACAUUCCGUAUCCUCGAAAAAUUCCCUGAUAUACACAAGAUUGACGCCUUUGAUUGCGAUCCAGAACUGAUUGAGAAUGCCAAAAGUAUGCAGCGGGAAAGGAUCAGAUGGGGAGCUCAGGCCAACACAAAGUAUGACAAAAUCAACUUCCAGGUUGCCAAUUGGAGCGAAUGCUCGUCAUUCGACGAUGAGCCCACGUACAACACGAUCCUUGCUUUCAGCGUAACUAAGUGGAUCCAUCUAAAUUACGGUGAUGCUGGCCUGAUGCGCUUCUUCCGGCGUGUUUUUAACUUACUGAGACCAGGCGGACACCUCCUGCUCGAACCACAGCCUAAAUCGUCGUAUAAGAAGACUCGCUUUACAGUAAGUUUAAUUUUUACCCUAGCAUUUCUCUAGGCUGUGCAACAGGAGAACUAUAAAGGCAUGACUAUCGACCCGUCAAACCUGGAACCUUUGUUGCUGGACGUCGGCUUUUCAUACUUUGACAAAAUUAAAGUUCCUCGUGCCAACGAAGCCUUUCAGAGGCAUAUAAUCUUAUGCUCCAAGUCUUAUGGCGCCACACCGUCAUCCAUCCGCAACGAUUGCCGUAGUGAAAACCAGAUGUGGCGAGAUUCCCCUUCGUCGGAUGGCUCGGCUCCCCGAGGCCCACCUCCCGUUAACUACUGCCCUCAAACACCUAGUUACACAGCCCUCGUUUCCCCCAGGUCGUCUGUGCAUUUUCCUACCCCCGAACCGUCUACUACAACUCCAGAUAGUCUUCAUUUCGAAGCAAUUUCAAGUACUGUGCCGACGGUGGAAGCCAUGAGUAGGGUUCCAGUUGAAGCAUCCCCACUUCUCUCUAUUGUGGAUAACUCGGACGUCACUGUAUCGGUGCCAGAUUCAACUUCCGAACAGUAA
Molecule: messenger RNA, 7361 nt
Organism: Spirometra erinaceieuropaei
Lineage: Eukaryota; Metazoa; Platyhelminthes; Cestoda; Diphyllobothriidea; Diphyllobothriidae
Source: the annotation of a GenBank genome assembly